GGCUUCGCCGUGCUGUGCAGCUGUGCUUGGCGCAGGCGCGCUCCCUCCUCUCGCAGCUCCACAUUGAGUGUUUGCAUUGUGUCUGAACUGCCGGCGAGCUUUAAAGAAAUAUUAUACCAACAGCAGCAAUGUCGGGCAGGUCGGUCCGCGCGGAGACCCGGAGCAGAGCGAAAGAUGACAUCAAGCGGGUUAUGGCCGCUAUUGAGAAAGUACGGAAAUGGGAGAAAAAAUGGGUGACAGUGGGGGACACGUCCCUACGGAUUUACAAGUGGGUCCCCAUGACCGAGCCCAAGUCCGAUGAUAAGAACAAGAACAAGAAAAAAGGAAAGGAUGAGAAGUAUGGGUCAGAGGUCACGACCCCAGAGAACAGCUCCUCCCCCGGAAUGAUGGACAUGCAUGAUGACAACAGCAACCAGAGCUCCAUCGCCGACUCCUCGCCGGUCAAACAGGAGACCAGCCGCAGCACCAGCCCCGCCCCCGAGCCCAUGGCCGUCUCCCAGAGCGACAGUAGCGAGGCCAAGAGUGACCACAGCCAGUCCCCUAGUAAGGAUCAGCAGGGCACAGACAGCAAGGGAGGCAAGAGUCACCCAUCUUCAGAGUCCUCCGUAUCCAGCAUAAGCAAGAAAGACCAAUCUUCGGGGGAGAAAGAACUGUCCUCAGAAACUGCUAUAACCACUCAGGAACUAGAAGGUGGGGCCCCUCCCUGUAAGAAGGGCAAACUGGAUUCCCCCUCCCAAGACUUUGAGGAGAGUUAAAUUUCACCGCAUCCAGUUUAAAUCUCUCUUACACCUCUAUCGAUCUCAUCACCUACGCCCCAAUACCUCUGCACUGACUCCCCAUUCGGGGGGGAUGGGGCGGACAGCUUCACUUUCAACUGAGCCUGGCUCAUGCCCACCACCACCACCAUCCCCACCCCCCCGCCCCACAUCCCCGGUAGCCCAGCAAAGUUCUGCCUAACCCCGGCCUUUUCCCAGCCUAUCAGAGGAGGAUGGGGGAGGGGCUUUGGCGCCACGGCUAUCUGCGACACCGAAAAAAACAACACUGAAGAACUGCACCUGUGAAACACACCUGUGAAGGUUCCCGCUACCCUUUCCUUUUUUUAGGUUUUCUCCCCCCCCCCUCCCCCUUCAGUUCCUGUUUAAAAGCGGUUUAGUUUUUUUCUCAGGAGGGUCAUCGCACUGUUGUAGUAAUGUCCAAAUGGUUACUGAUGGUUCUGCUGCUGUAAAGAUAUUGUUAUAAUAGUCUUGAAAAUCUUUUUGAAAUCCCUCUUUAUUUAACAAAUAGGAACAGUGAUGAGUAUUUUAAUGAAUGGUACAGGUCACAUUGUUUCUUUUCUUUUUUCCUUUCUAUUACUGUAAAGAACGUAGCCCGUAAGAUAGGUCCUGCUUGGUCAUGUGACUUGUUACCAAAUCAAUAAGCUCUCAUUCGUUUUUACUUUUGUCAUCAUUUUAAAGUGCCCUAUCUUCAUUUGCUGUAUUUUGUUUGACAAGUUCAGCCAAGCAGUAACUGUUCAGUAAUCAACUUUAGGUCGUUCAACUUUUCAAAAGUUAAUAAAUUUAAAAAUACAGGUUACAGUUGCAGCAGCAACAGAAAAUAAGAGGAAAGAAAUCAUUUUUUGUUCUUUUGGAUGUAAUUUUAAUUUGUUACAAUGUAAUUAUUGUCUGCCUCAAGGUGUGGAGCAUUAUGUAAAGCAUAGAAAGCAUUAUAUAAAACUGACUGCGUCUGAGCAAAGAGAAA
Molecule: messenger RNA, 1737 nt
Organism: Anguilla anguilla (European eel)
Lineage: Eukaryota; Metazoa; Chordata; Actinopteri; Anguilliformes; Anguillidae
Product: B-cell CLL/lymphoma 7 protein family member A-like
Exons: 6
Coding region: 129-755 (208 amino acids)
Source: RefSeq, a predicted model, not a curated record